UAUCUGUUGGCCUGUCAACACAUUUCCCAUAAGUGGUCUGUGAAGUUUUGACACGCGUCCUGAACCUCGUACUCUACAACACUGGAAACUGAACUCGCACACCAAAGCAGCGAAGAUGUGUUGCUCGGAGAUACUGAAGAUCAUCAACGGCGCCAUCUUUCUGGUGGGCGCUGCCCUCCUGGGCUUGGGCGUAUCGGUGAUGAGGGACUCGAAAGAGCUGUGCUACCUGCUCAUCGGGCUGAGUGCCGCGCUCAUACUCAUGGGCUUCCUGGGAAACUGCGGGCCCGUCAAGAAGAGCCGCUGUAUGCUGCUCACCUACUUCAUCAUUGUCCUCAUCAUCUUCAUCGCUGAGGUGGCUGGAGGCAUAGCGAUUAUAUCCCAGCCCUCGACCACAAAAGUCCCUGUCAGUCCCUUUCAAAAGAUAGUGGCCAUGAUCCGGGAUAACGCUGGUGUUGCGGGAGCCACGGCUGGGGCCGUCUUUGCAGUGGAGGUUGCUGCCAUGGUUGGCGUCAUGAUUUUGUACCAGAAAGCAGACUAGCAUCGCCAGCCAGGUCAAGACCCACCUGCAUCAACAUCUGGAAUCUCACAUUUGGGCAGAAACAGGAUCUGGCCCAAUGUCAAGAGCCACCUGCAUCAGCCAAUCAGAAUCGCCUGGGUUUGGCCUGACAGCCAAUCAUUCUUCACCCCACCCUGAUCACACAUCGCACGUACACACACUCACGCUUCUGUCCCCCAGAGAAUGGCCGACUCUAUUAAACAUCUGGAAUCUCACAUUUGGGCUGAAAUAGGAUCUGGCCCAAUGUCUGCAGCUCUCAGGAUUGUCACAUCUGAGGUGCGUUCAAUUUCGGCAAACAGGGUAACAUUCAAGGUUAAUGCGUUUCCUCUUACUUUGUGAAAACAUUCCAAAUUGCUCAAUUUAAUAAUCAAAAUAGAAUAUGAAAAGAAACAAAUAGAAUCCAGCAUCCAUGCUCGUCCUCAGAGCGUUUGUGUGUGUUCGCAAACGUUCGCACUGAACUAAAAUGCAAAUGGCAAACAGUUUGAAAACAUUUGCCUUUAUUUACUAUUUUGAACGCUCCUCAGAUUCACAGUGAGCCACCUGCACCUUUGUUCUGUCUACCCCAGUGCCAAGGCACACAGCACAUCCUCAUUUAAACACAGCGUGUCUUGGUUCAUUGCUUUGUUUGUUUACAUUCUAUGUGUGCAGAUCAAAUCGGUUUAAUAAUCUGAAAAGUCAUUUCCAAUGACGUUGGAUGUCGUUGGUGGGCUGAGUUUUUUCCUUUACUUUCUGAUGCAGUGAUUUAAAUUAUUUUGACCAAUAUAAAUGAAUAAAUCGUUACGUUUUUCUUCAUCAA
Clupea harengus (Atlantic herring) is the source of this 1352-nucleotide messenger RNA. Its product is annotated as tetraspanin-18-like. The record is from RefSeq and is a predicted model, not a curated record. Gene Ontology annotation, cellular component: plasma membrane. NCBI's taxonomy places the organism in Eukaryota, Metazoa, Chordata, Actinopteri, Clupeiformes, Clupeidae.